AGAGAUCCUCUCACUGAAUCCCUUCUGGUUUUCACAGCAGUAAAGAACAGAUAUCCAGUUUCUGCAAUCAUGAUCAAACAGCUGUGUUUUGCCCUUGCUACAUUUUUCCUGCUUGCUUCUGCAAACCUAAGAGAAGGAGCGUUACCCUGCGCAAAUCCUGCCUAUGUUCAGGCCUGGACUCAGUGGUUUGACGGGGAUGACCCUUCUGGUACUGGAGACUCGGAGACCCUCGCUGAUCUUCAUAAUGAGAAUCUUGGGAAAAUCUGCAACAUCCCUAGAGAUAUUGAGGCGCAAACUUUAUCUGGCCAGAGUGUGGCUCAAGCCGGCGAAAACAUUUUUAGAUAUGACACAACUUCAGGAUUCAUCUGCAGAAACGGGGAUCAACCUGACAAAUGGUGCAAUGAUUACAAAAUUCGCUUCAGCUGCUCCCCUGCUGCCUGUGAAAAUGUGUGCUGGACUAAGUGGUACAAUCGAGACAAUCCCAGUGGAACAGGCGACUGGGAGACUCUGAGUGACCUGCAGACAGAAUACCCCGGGCAAAUUUGUGCUGAACCCCGUUACAUUGAGGCUGCUACGGUUGUUGGUGAGACCGCAGCAAUCCAGACAGGAGAUAACAUCCUUUUCUACAGUCCCACUAAAGGGUUUGCUUGCCGCAACCAGGACCAGAAAUCUGGCAACUGCAAGGACUACAAAGUUCGCUUUGGAUGCAUUUGUACUAUUAAACGCCCGGCUUAAGUAUCUCAAU
Molecule: messenger RNA, 745 nt
Organism: Nematolebias whitei (Rio pearlfish)
Lineage: Eukaryota; Metazoa; Chordata; Actinopteri; Cyprinodontiformes; Rivulidae
Exons: 9
Coding region: 70-735 (221 amino acids)
Source: RefSeq, a predicted model, not a curated record